Colletotrichum destructivum is the source of this 1630-nucleotide messenger RNA. RefSeq names its product Putative aldo-keto reductase, NADP-dependent oxidoreductase domain-containing protein. The transcript has 5 exons. Gene Ontology annotation, molecular function: oxidoreductase activity. Lineage: Eukaryota; Fungi; Ascomycota; Sordariomycetes; Glomerellales; Glomerellaceae. The record is from RefSeq and is a predicted model, not a curated record. The coding region runs from base 644 to 1510 and encodes 288 amino acids.
CGUGUGUUAUCCUAUUCUGUUUCAAAGGCAUGAGGAAGCGUAUGUGAGGGUCACGUCAUGGGUUUUAAGAGUGUUGAAAUACUAGAGGUUUGGAGGAGUAGCCAGGGCCACGAUUUACUGCUCAUCGAGGAAAUAAAAGCCAUGAGAAAACGACGUCUGGUUUAGAGACUGAGGAAUUCUAUCGAAAUGGCAGACUUAGCUGGAAGAAUCAGAGUAUCAUGCUGCACAGAACAUAGACCUUGGUCAUGAAGGUAAUCAUAGUCGGAAAAGGAGAAAUGGAGGUCUGCAACACAGAUUACCCCCAAAAAGAAUAUUAAACAAAGCAACAGACCAAGCCGAUGACUAUUAGCAGGCGACUUCGUUCAACCAGGUUCCCGCGACCAAAUCCGAGAUGACGGCGGCGGCCGGAGAUCCUAUAACAGGCUUUCGGAGACCGAAACCGGCGGGGCGGGGCGAGGAACCCCACCGGCGCCCCUCAUUUCCAGCGUGAUGUCACGGCGGAGUCAGCCCGCAACUUCGGACCAUGUUCACGUCUUCUCUGCCUCCUCUUUGAACGUGGGAAACUCGCUCUCGAACACAUCUCAAUCAACUGUGCUCGCAGUAUCUCGGAAUCUGCAAGCAACAACACGCACCAUCACUCAAGAUGUCUCCCAACAAAUACACGCUGGCUACUCGGCUUACUCUUGCAAAUGGCAAGACGAUCCCCCAGAUCCAGCUGGGCCUGUACAUGAUGUCCGGCCGCGAGGUGACAAAGUCAGUCCCCUGGGCCUUGGCCGCCGGCUACCGCGGCUUCGACUGCGCGCAGAUGUACCGCAACGAGCGCGAGGCGGGCAAGGCGAUCCGCGACUUUCUGGCGAGCGGCGACAACGCCCAGGGCCUGAAGCGCGAGGACCUCUUCUACACGACCAAGCUCGCGAGCAGCAGCGCCUCGUACGACGCCGUGCGCCGCUCCAUCAAGCAGUCCGUCGACGUCUCCGGGCUCGGUUACGUCGACCUGUUCCUGCUGCACAGCCCCUACGGCGGAAAGGAGGCGCGCCUGACGAGCUGGAGGGCCGUCGAGGACGCCAUCGACGCGGGCGAGGUGCGCAUGGGCGGCGUCAGCAACUACGGUGUUGCCCACAUUGAGGAGCUCGUGGCCUCGAAGCCGCGCAUCGCCCCCGUCAUCAACCAGAUCGAGGUUCACCCCUUCAACACCCAGACGCACAUCAGGGAGACGUGCGCCAAGCACGGCAUCGCCAUCGAGGCCUACGCGCCGCUGGCCCGCGGCAUGCGCAUGAAGCACCCCAAGAUCCUCGAGCUGGCCAAGAAGUACGGCUGCACCCCGGCCCAGCUCUUCGUCCGCUGGUCGCUGGACCACAACAUGAUCACCCUCCCCAAGAGCGUGCGCCAGGAGCGUCUGAUAGAGAACGCCAAUGUCUCGGGCUUUGAGAUCUCCAAGGAGGAUUUGGCUGCCAUGGACGCGCUGGACGAGCACCUGGUUACCGACUGGGACCCAACCGAGGCGCCUUGAAGUGACAGUGAGAUGGCUAGAGGGUGUUCAAUAUCCCUAGCAAGCGUAUAUAAACCGAACCUUGUAAUGUCUUUGUUGCGAUCCCCGGCGCCGCCGUGCUUUCGAUGCUUUCACCUGGAG